AUGGCGCCGUCCUUUGACCAUUUGCGCGAGGCCGACCUCGACGAUGACGAGCUGAACGAGGAUGAGAUCGACAUCUCCGACUUGAGGGAGAAGUUCGAGGUCCAGCUGGAGAUGGGCUACGACACCUUCGUCGUCAUCGAUGGGUUGCCCAAGGUCACCGAGGAGCAGAAGCCAAAGUUGAUCAAGUUCUUGAUGAAGAAGCUCAACACGGUGGGUAGGGCUCGCGAGGACUCGCUGCACAUGCCCAUGGGUGAAGAUGGCUACUCUCUUCAGUUCGCCUUUGUUGAGUUCUCCUCUGCCGCCGAGGCCGCCGCUGCCACCCGCCAGCUCGACAUGGUGCCCCUCGACAAGAAGCACACCCUCCGGGUGAACAAGAUGAAUGACAUUGAGCGCUACGGCGGGGAGGGCCGCGUCGACGAGAACUAUCAACCCCCUCACAUCGACGAGUUUGCCGAGAAGGAGCACCAUCGAUGGUGGCUCAAGGACCCUGCCGGCCGUGGCCGUGACCAGUUCGUCAUGUACCGUGGCGAUAAUGUUGGCGUCUACUGGAACAACGAGCGGGACCAGCCCGAGAACGUUGUCGACCGCCAGCACUGGACAGAAACCUUCCUUCAAUGGUCGCCCCUCGGCACCUACUUGACCUCGAUCCACGCCCAAGGUGUCCAGCUCUGGGGCGGCCAGUCAUGGUCCAGGCAAGCUCGAUUCGCCCAUCCCUAUGUCAACCUCGUCGCCUUCUCUCCACACGAAAACUACCUCGUGACCUGGUCUAACAGGCCGAUCUCGAUUCCCGAUGGCGGCCACCCGGCCCUGUCGAUAGACGACGACGGCAAGAACUACGUCAUCUGGGACAUUGCCACCGGCACGCCCCUCCGAUCCUUCGCCAACCUUGAUCCCCCCAAGGUCGAGGAGGGCAAGCCCCAGCCCAAGCUGCAGUGGCCCGCCUUCAAGUGGUCAGCCGAUGACAAGUAUGUCGCUCGCCUGACGCAGGGGUCGUCCAUCUCCGUCUACGAGCUGCCGAAGAUGAACCUCGUCGACAAGACCAGCAUCAAGAUCGAGGGUGUCAUGGAUUUCGACUGGGCCCCGGCAACGCCGCAGCGCGACGGGGUCAAGACGUACGAGCAGCUCAUCUGCUUCUGGACGCCCGAGCUUGGGAGCAACCCUGCCAAGGUUGGCCUGAUGAGCAUCCCGUCCAAGGAGAUCGUCCGCUCGCUCAACCUCUUCAGCGUGAGUGACGUCAAGCUCCACUGGCAAUCCGAGGCCGCCUACCUCUGCGUCAAGGUCGACCGCCACUCCAAGUCGAAGAAGUCCCAGGCCACGACGCUGGAGAUCUUCCGCGUCAAGGAGAAGGGCGUCCCUGUCGAGGUUGUCGACACCAUUAAGGACACGGUCAUCAACUUCGCGUGGGAGCCCAAGGGUGACCGAUUCGCCAUCAUCACCACGACGGAGCCCGUCGGUGCGACGGCCGUUCCCCCCAAGACGGCCGUCGCCUUCUUCUGCCCCGAGAAGAACAAGGGGGCCGUGGCCGGCAACUUCAAGCACCUCCGCACGCUGGACAAGAAGAACAGCAACGCCAUCUACUGGUCACCGAGGGGUCGCUUCGUCGUCAUCGCCACGAUAGCCAACCAGCAGAGCUCCGAUCUCGACUUCUUCGACCUCGACUUCGAGGGCGAGAAGCCGGAGUCGGACAAGGACCUGACGGCAAACCUGCAGCUGAUGAACACGGCCGACCACUACGGCGUGACGGACGUCGAGUGGGAUCCUUCCGGUCGCUUCGUGGCCACGUGGGCAUCGGCCUGGAAGCAUUCGAUGGAAAACGGCUACCACAUCUACGACUUCAGGGGCGAGGCCCUCCGGGAGGAGCCGGUGGAGAAGUUCAAGCAGUUCCAGUGGCGGCCGCGGCCCCCGACACUCUUGAGCAAGGAUGAGCAGAAGCAGAUUCGCAAGAACCUGCGCGAGUACAGCCGCGUGUUCGAGCAGGAAGAUGCCGACCGUGGCGCUACGGCCGACCUUGCCGUGGUCGAGGCUCGCCGUACCAUACUGCAGGAGUGGUACGCGUGGCGCGCCGAGGUGGACCAGGAUCUUGCCGAGGAUCGGGCUGCCCUCGGUCUGCCGAGCGACCCGCAUGCUGCCUUGCUGGAAGCCAAGACGAAGGAGAUGCAGGGCUCCGGGGCAGACGCGCAAGCGGAUCGGGUGAUUGAGGAAAUCGUCGAGGACGUGUUGGAGGAGAGCGAGGAGGUUGUUGCAUAG
Drechmeria coniospora is the source of this 2247-nucleotide messenger RNA. RefSeq lists its product as uncharacterized. Gene Ontology annotation, molecular function: RNA binding; translation initiation factor binding; translation initiation factor activity. Gene Ontology annotation, cellular component: eukaryotic translation initiation factor 3 complex. Lineage: Eukaryota; Fungi; Ascomycota; Sordariomycetes; Hypocreales; Ophiocordycipitaceae. Gene Ontology annotation, biological process: translational initiation. Bases 1 to 2247 code for a protein of 748 amino acids. The transcript is spliced from 3 exons. The record is from RefSeq and is a predicted model, not a curated record.